This is a messenger RNA of Pelagomonas calceolata, 1167 nucleotides long. Lineage: Eukaryota; Pelagophyceae; Pelagomonadales; Pelagomonadaceae. The record is from the annotation of a GenBank genome assembly.
AGGGAAAGGGCGAGGGGGGGGGUACGUUGUAAGGUCAGCUGCGCCAAGCGCUCUGCAUAAUCGACCUGCUGCUGCUCACCACCCCGCCAUCUAGAGGGGGCCAUAGAACCUGUCCGACAGCAGCAGUUCAUCAAGACACUGCUGAGCAGGAGAAACUCUGAGUCGCGCAGUCCUGAAGGGCUUAAAAUCCAGCCGGAAGAAUCCAAGCUCGGGAUAAAUUUAAUCGCCCCCUACGCGUUGUCACACGUCACAUACACGUCACAAUGGCCGCCAUCCAGGCCGCAGUACAGGCCCUGUUCGAUGUUGAAGCCCAGAAGCCCCAAGCCACGACUUCAGCCCUCCACCGCGACGAACCCGGGUCGCGGCGAGGCAAAAAACGCUGCCACAGGCGAAGUGCCGACGCGUGCGUCGAGGUCGGCGAGGACGUCUUCCGAUUGCCGGCCGUGCUCGACGAGCAGACCUGUCGAGCGGCCGUCAACGAGGUCGACGAUCGAGUGGCCUUGGGCCUGUCGACGACGAGGGGCGCGCAGCUGCCGACGACCGACGUCUACGUGAGAGAUUUACGGUGCGCUGCCGCAAUACACGAGGCCGUCGAUGCCGGCCUUCACCUGAUGGAACGGUGCACGGGUUGAGUGCUGUGUGGAGAUCAACCCACGCCAUCGACGCGGUCACAGGUGGAUUUCCACCCAGGUCGCCUCGUCGACUGCAAAAAAGAGGAAAUCUUCAUCAUCACCUAUUGUGCCACCGGCCGCCGCAGCCUCGGGCGCCACACGGACGGCGACGGGAAAAGAACACUCCUCAUCACGCUCGACGCGUCCCGAGAUUACGCGGGCGGCGGCACGCGCUUCUACCCGAAGGAGGCCUCCGCACCGUCUUUCGUCGUGCGCCCGGCCCGAGGAGCUGCCGUCGCGUUCGACGGCUCGGUCGAGCACGAAGGCGAGGCGGUCGUCGGAGGCCGGCGCCACGUCGUCGUCGUGUUCGCCACCGAGGUGGACGAGGACGACCGCAGACCAAGCAUAAGGGCCGCCCAGCGCCGAGCCGCCCAGAGCGUCUUCGCGGCGCCGCCGCCUUCGCCGCGGCGACACCAGCGACGAGCGCCACGCGCCGCGUCGGCCUACCGAUCCCUGUUCUAGAAGCCUCAAGUCCCCUACUAAGUAUCUGUCUGCU